AACCUCUUCUUGUCAAAUCUUCACGCAUGGCGGUUCUGAAAACACGAAUGUCACUUUUAUAAUGUAGACAAAACGGGAAAGAACACAUUUUUCGCUUUCGCUUAUUAUUGAAUUGUUACGUGACUUUCAAUGGGAAAUUAUUUCUUUCUUUCUUGGCUGUUUUGUACGGUUUCUUGUGUGUAUUGGGUGAAAGGAAAGGUGACGAUGAAUGAUAUGGAAGAUGCGAGCGAAGUCACGUGGGCACAUGCUGUCAACAGCAAGGCUGAUCUUGAAAGAGAACUAGCAGGUGCUAUAGAUUUUUUGGAAGCGGAUGUGUCCAUGGGCUAUAUCGAUGAAAAGGAUGUGGGAUUACCGGUGCCCGUGAUGGCCCAUCCACCCGAUACCUUGUCAGAUAUAACACUUGAGGAAUGGAUAGACACCGUCAUCACUAAAGAUGCGGGAAAAGGAGUUAAAUUAGACUUCAAGUCCAUACAUGUUGUUGAACCUUCUCUUCGAAUCCUACAAGCUCGAGCAUCGCAAAUCAAUGUUACGCUGUGGCUGAAUGCGGACAUUUUAAAAGGUCCCGUUCAUCCCGAUGCUGAACCAGUGAAAGACAGCAAUUUCAUGAUGUUAUGCAACCAGUACUUCCCUACAGCCGUCUUGUCGAUAGGAUGGACAACUAACUUCAUACCAACAUUUCCCUUUUCCUGGCACUACGAAUGGAAACACGUUCGCAAAAUGGUCGAGGUCAUAAAAUGUUUCGGCUACGAUGACCACCACCCCACGUUCACGUUUCCAGUUAGAGGUAUAUUUGCUUCCCGCUCCAUCAAGCAGUUGCGGUGGCUUCUUGAAAUCAUUCCUGGCAGUUCUUUAACUGUUUGGAGCGAUAAACAAGAUCCCAUGCUGCUUCAAGAUCUCAUUAAAAUUCGAACGUCUUUUCCGAAAAAUCGAGUGUUCUAUGACGUCCCCGAACGUCUCAGAAAGUCAUUUUUGACAGUUAAAGACAAAAUUAGCUAUGACCCUUACCCAUUAUCGGAUCUAAAGGAUGACCAAUGGGUGACAUUGGCUCAUGGUUCGGAUCAUUCAUGCUCAUCCAAUACGUACGCUGGAAACAACACCCUAUUGUUCGGAAAGUCCAUAACAACCGCCGCUCUCCUUAAAAAAUUACUCAUACUGGAUGGAACGCAAUCACUAAAAGUAACUGGAAAAGUUCUCUUUUUCAAUGGAUAUGACCAGUCAGCAUCCGGGAAUCACGAACUGAAUAUUGUGCUGACGGAUGUUAGUCAUUUUUCUAAAAAUUCAUCCAACAGUGAUUUAAAUCUGUCUGGUAGUGAUACAGACGUGAUUUGGGAGGCUCUUAAUGGAUCCCAUUUAUACACUUUUAAGCAUGACUUUCUAGAAAAUUCGACCGACUGUCGUGUCUUCAAGUUGGACACGUCUCAAGAUCAAUCCUUCCAAGCAUGGACACUUCCUUGCGAAGAUGUGGACGAAGGCAAAUCGUUUGAGGACGUGAUCAAAAACGGAAUUCCAGAAGUGUCUUCCAGAAAAAGAAUGGUUUUACCUAAAGGUCCGUUUAUGUUUGGUUUUGUCUCCUCCGGCGAUGGUCAUGUCGCUGUUUAUGAUUUCGAUAUCAAUGGUAAAAAGGAAAACAUAUCAGGUUCACCUCCCGCAUACGACACUUCAUUCAAAUUCAUUUCAUUAUUGUGUAUUUCGGUGGCGGUGGGAUAUUUUAUGAAGAUGUGUUUUAUAUGAAAAGCUCUCCAUUUCAUGGGAGUCAAUAGAAUAAGCGCCUCAAGGUUACGUGGUUUUCCCACUCUCUACACUUCCCCCUUUUCCGUCGAUCACUCCAAAUUUUGCUUUUUUUUCCCCUCGUCAGUACGUUUCAGUAAGAAAUCGGAAUAUCCUUGCGUGGGAAAAAGCGAAGGUUUGCCGUGACCAUGGUUACGGAGUGGAGAAAAGUGUGGAAAAUGAGGAAAUUGCGUAAGUUUGAGAAGCCUAUUCUAUUUAAAAAGAGUAUAGAAUAAUUAUGGAUCUUUCAGUGACUAUAUUUUAUAAUGAGAUAUAGUUUAUUCUUAUAUUAUUGUUUCCAUAGACGCAGACUGUGAUAAAGAUUUCUUGUAGGUGAUAUUACGAACAAACUAUGUAAUGAGAUGCUUGUUUACUAAUGACUUUGUUAAUGUGGAUUUCCUCAGUUGUGAGAAUAAUUAAAAACUUUAACUACACA
Messenger RNA from Parasteatoda tepidariorum (common house spider), 2203 nucleotides. RefSeq names its product menorin. NCBI's taxonomy places the organism in Eukaryota, Metazoa, Arthropoda, Arachnida, Araneae, Theridiidae. The record is from RefSeq and is a predicted model, not a curated record.